Messenger RNA from Penaeus indicus, 3906 nucleotides. RefSeq names its product dynamin-1-like protein. The record is from RefSeq and is a predicted model, not a curated record. Gene Ontology annotation, cellular component: membrane; cytoplasm; microtubule. The transcript is spliced from 13 exons. Gene Ontology annotation, molecular function: microtubule binding; GTP binding; GTPase activity. Bases 39 to 1502 code for a protein of 487 amino acids. NCBI's taxonomy places the organism in Eukaryota, Metazoa, Arthropoda, Malacostraca, Decapoda, Penaeidae. Gene Ontology annotation, biological process: mitochondrial fission.
UUAGGGACUGUCUUCCGGAACUAAAGACACGUGUCACCAUGAUGAUGUCACAGUUCCAGUCUCUGCUCCAUAGUUAUGGUGAUGAUGUCCAGGAUAAGGCUCAGACACUAUUGCAGAUCAUUACAAAGUUCAAUGCUGCUUACUGCCAGACCAUUGAAGGCACAGCCAGGAACAUUGAGACAACAGAACUGUGUGGAGGUGCUCGCAUAUGCUACAUCUUUCACGAAACGUUUGGCCGCACCCUAGACAGCAUUCAUCCUCUUGCAGGACUGACACAGAUGGACAUCUUAACAGCAAUAAGAAAUGCCACUGGCCCAAGACCCGCACUCUUUGUACCAGAGGUUUCUUUCGAACUCCUGGUGAAGAGACAAAUCCGCCGUUUGGAAGAGCCGUCCCUCCGUUGUAUUGAGUUAGUCCAUGAAGAAAUGCAGAGAAUCAUCCAGUUCUGUGGGACUGAAGUCCAACAAGAGAUGCUUCGCUUCCCAAAGCUACACGAGAAGAUAAUAGAUGUUGUCACGCAGCUUCUCCGCAGACGUCUUCCUCCAACAAAUUCCAUGGUGGAGAACUUAGUUGCCAUCGAACUGGCCUACAUCAACACAAAGCACCCGGACUUCCGCCCUGAUGCCUCCCUGGCCUCCACCCUUGUUGCAGAUGACGAGAAGGCACGCAACAUCCCCGUGCGACGCAUCCAUGGUAAUGCCCCCUCGACCUAUGAACACGAGCAGCCCAAGCGUGGAGAGUUGAGGCAAGUUGACAACUUUGCUAAUAGGACAAACCAACUAGACUACAUGCAGAAUCCUAAGGACAUGAUGGUAGAUGGUUUCAUGGAUGCAACAAUGAGACAGAAUAUGACCCGCUUCAUGGGUGAGCAGGGUCUCCCCCGCCCUGCACUCCCCCUUGAGCCUGCCGCCUCAGCCAACAAGGACGGGGGGGCCAACAAUCAGAACUGGUUCUCGUCACUCAUCGCAGGGCCAAGGGCAGAGACCACGGCACCCAGCAAGGAGCAGUCUAGGGAGUCGUCGCCAAGUGCCACUCCUACGCACCAGCAAUUAGCUCUCUCGGCCUUUGACACCAUCAUUAAUCCUGACCAAGGAGUAGAGGUUGGAAAGGUACCAACACCCCCUGAGGGCGGCAUCCUGUCUCCACAGAAGCCAGUCAACUUACUCCCAGAGGUCCCUAUGCAGCAGACACGCAAGCUCACCGAGAGGGAAUCAAAAGACUGCGAGGUCAUUGAACGCCUAAUCAAGACAUACUUCUACAUUGUACGAAAGAGCAUCCAGGAUAAAGUCCCCAAGGCCAUCAUGCACUUCUUGGUCAACCACGUCAAAGACAAUCUCCAGUCUGAGCUCGUGAAGCAUUUGUAUCGCACAGAAGAGAUUGACACCUUCCUGUCAGAAUCCCCUGAGAUAGCUCAACGUAGGAAGGAAGCUGCAGAAAUGCUGAAGGCUCUUCAAAAUGCCAAUGUCAUUAUUGGGGAGAUCCGUGAGACCCACAUGUGGUAAUGAAGACUUCAGCAACAAGUUGGACAAAAUCAGUGAAUUCGAAUGUUGUCAUUUGAUAUGGUUUUCAUGACAGGAAGCAGCGGUACUCUCAAAGGUGUCUUUACAUUGUGUAACUGUGAAUGCAUUUUUUUCUUUUUUCUUUUUUUUUCUUUUUUUAUCUUUUUCUUUAAUUCUUUUCUAAGUUUAGGGCACACUAUGUUAUCAAUAUGUAACCAAUACACAUUUUUUCUGCACACAUUGUGGGUGUGGGAUGAUUUAUUUAUUGAUUUUCAUGUUGAUAUUGUAAAAGAUUUAUAUGUAUAUAAAUAUAUGAAAAAGGAGAUCUUAGUCUGGUACCAGAUCUUUGAUUUUUGGAUAUUUGAUAAAGAAGAGAAUUCUCAAGGAGUUCUAUAUUAUUUUACAUAACAGAAUAUUUGAUACUACAGUAUAUCCCUUGUGCUGCCUUAUGCUAUUCCUGACAGUUUAAUGUGAAGAUAUCGGCAAAUCUAGGUACUUACUCUCUCUCCAUAGCUGUAAUAUUCUGGGAAUGUGCAAGAGCACGUGUGCAAGCGUAAGUGCUAGUUUUAAGACAAACCAAAAAGGCAGACAUUCCCAUGACCCUCCCACAACCCUCCCACAUGAUAGCCUGUAGACCACUGGAAAGAUAAAAUAUAUCUAGUCAACAAUAUGGCUGUAUUUAGAUGGUAACAGACAACAUAAUUUACAUUACUCUUAUUUUUGUGAUUAUUAUAGGAUAUUAUGAUUUGCAUGACACAAUCCACCCAACUUUACAUAGACUGGAAUACAUACAUUAGCAACAGGUUAACUGCAGUUUCUUUGUUUUGUUAAUGUUUAGUAUACCCAGUGUCCACUCAAGUUGUAAACUCUGCCCAGUAUGUCCAGAAAUGCAAUUAUUGAUAGUAAGGCUGCAGAUCUUGUGUAGAUAUACUUUCCCUAUGUAUGUAUAUAGAUAGAUAAUUUGUAUUUUUUUUCUCUCUCUCUCUCUCAAUCACUAACAUAAAUUUUAGACAUAAUUAUUUUUUUUUUUUUGGCUUACCUUGGGUUGCCAGUUGUUCACAAAUUUACUUAAGAAACUAGAAGAAAUUUACCCAAGAUAUUAGAACAUGUUUCAGUUUAGUUGGUAAGAAACCCAAUGAUCAGGUGUUCCAGUGUUUCACAUAACACCGACUUGCAAUGAUUAUAGUACUUCUUUUAUAUUUAGUAGACGGGUAUGUUGUUGGUAAGCAUGUGCCCUUUGCUGUGUCAAUAUAGUAUCUUUAAUUUAUGAAAGAAAAUAAACUUGAGUCAGCUAUGGUAUUUUAAAUGUGAAUUGUUAUAUAUUUCAGCAGAAAAGUUAAAUCUUCUUAUAUGAAAGUUUUGGCCAUUUAGUUUACAUUUUGAAAACCAUACAUGGGAUGAAGAAAUUAUAAUGCCAAAAUUAAUUUUCCAAGAGCACAAAUAUUCCAAUUGCUAACUUGUGUAGAGGCAGUUCACUUAUAGAAAAUUCAGUUACUGUGAUGAAGAAAGGAAUUCUAGGGAAUACUUGAUGUUUACCACACAUACUAGCAAGGAAACACAGAUCUGAGAAGUGACUGCAAAUCCAUUCCAUACUGAAGGAUAAUGGCACCUAUAUUCCCUUUAUGAAUUUAGGAUAGGGUGAAUUAUUUAUCUUGUUGAUAAUACCUGGAUGUCUAUUUUCAGCUGUCAUUGUUAUUCAUAAUAUAGGAGAUACCAGAUAUUUUUUCUUUGUUCGUUGUGUGUGAUGAAUGUGCCAGUACAGUUUGACAUUUCCUUUGUGAUUAAUCAGGCCCGUUAGUAUUUGAUUUUUAGAUUUUUGUUUUUCUAAUUUUUAAUUUAUUGUAGAAUAAGUCAUUUUAAUAAUACUCGUAUAGGAUUUAGAAGGGAACAAACAUUUUGACUGAAUGAGAGUGCAUGUUGUGUGUUUAUGUGCCAUUAUUUAUACUGUGUUAUUGUAUAUCUGUUCAGUUAUGGGUUGUAUAUGAUGAUGCAGAACUAUGUACAAGUCUGUUUUUAAUUAUGAUCAGUGUAAAAUAGGGUUUAUUUUGUUCAGAACUGUAAAUAUUUGUUCCAUUUCAAUGGACAACACAAAGUGACCGAUACAUUUCAAUGCUUAGUUAGGUAAUGUGUGCUAUGUGCAGCAAGAAGCUAGCGCUCUUAUACGGAAAGUGGUCACGGAAAACGCAUAAGAAAGCUGAUAGCAGAAGUGCAAGGUUGUCUGUGAAGUCUGAAAUCUGCUGCUAUAAAUGAUACUUUUUAGCUUCAUCUCUUAAAACUUUUUCUUGUUACCAGUGACUUCAUUGCCUUUCUUCAUGGAAUUCCUGUUACUCUACAAACAGCUUCAUUCUUUGUGUAAAUAUUGCUUAGUAUUAUUUGUAAAAAUUAGAAAUAAAGGUGUUUGUUCACA